GCGGGAGAGCGCCAGGAAGGGCAGAUGGUUCCCCCACUCUGAGCUCCUCCCUGCCGCGCUCGCCGGGUCGAGGCCACUCGCAGGGCUGAAGCCUCUCCGCGCGUGGGGCCCAGCGCCCUGGCCCUCCCGGGUGUAGUCCCGGUCCUGCCUCUGCGGGGCCCGAGCCCGCCCACCGCGCCGGCUGGCCAAGGUGUCCCAGCUGCUCCUUGGCGCCCCCUGGCCCAGCUCCCGCGCCCGAGGUUUCCGGUGAGCGGCAGUAGCCGGUUAUGACGACUCCCUCCCCUGGAACAGCCGCCGUCUCCUCCGCCUACUCCUCGGUAAUCACCGCUGCACCGGCUCCAGGCCUGUGGAAAUCGAAUCAAGUGUUUCUGGAGUGGAGUGAGUCCAGCUGCUUUGAUCUGAAGAAAAAGUAAGCUGGCCACUAAAGCGUCCCUGUGCUGGAGGAGUGCAGCCACCCUUGCCCGCGGGCCUUGCAGGAGGACGGACACCAGGAAGGCUUUGUGCCAGGCCCAGCAGCCACCCCCAGCCGCCUUAUGCAAGUGGGUACAUGCCCUCGCCAGACGCCAGCUUUCUGAUCUGCGUCUUUAGAUGUUUUCCCUCGCCUAAGCGUUACUUCUCCACUGAUCGGUUUUAGAGACCGGAAACAUCACAGAAGCUUCUGAGUGGUUCUGAAGAUUGAAGAGAGUCUCCCUCGCAUUGCCCAGGCUGGAGUGCAGUGGCGAGAUCUGCAGCCUUGACUUCCCAGUCUAAAGUGAUCCUCCCACUUCAGCUGGGACUACAGCUGAUUUUUUGUAUUCUUAGCAGAGACCGGGUUUCAUCACAUUGCCCAGGCUGGUCUUGAACUCAGGGACUCAAGCAAUCUGCCAGUCUCGGUCUCCCAAAGUGCUACUAUUAAAGGCCUGCAGUCUGUUUCUAAAGGCUCCAUCUUCAUAGCCCAUAAUCAAUGAAGACUGAUUUCGAAAGAUGGGUUUUCCGGUAUGACCCAGGAAACAGCAGUCGUAGCUGAUGAACAUCCAAUGUAUAUUAAGACUCUGUCAUCCAGUGGAAAGAGCACUUAAAAAAAAAAACAACAACAAAAAAACAAAGAUCCCACUAAAGUGACCUGAGAAUGGCAGGAUCAUUGUCUGGGAUAUAUAGGAGAAAUCUGGUCCAAGAGGUUUAACACUUAUUGGGUUUGCAGGUUGCUAUGUUAAUGUUGCUUGUCUUUGGAGUCUUACUUCAUGAAGCCUCACUGAGUGGUCAGAAUGAAGCUCCUCCUGAUACUCAGAGCACUCCAGGCGAACCUCUGUAUGACUAUGCCAGCAUCCGCUUGCCAGAGGAGCACAUUCCCUUCUUUUUGCACAACAAUAGGCAUAUUGCCACUGUCUGUAAGAAAGACUCUCUUUGUCCAUAUAAGAAACACCUAGAAAAGCUGAAGUACUGCUGGGGUUAUGAGAAAUCCUGCAAACCAGAGUUCAGGUUUGGUUACCCAGUUUGCAGCUACGUCGACAUGGGAUGGACGGACACUCUUGAGUCAGCUGAGGACAUAUUUUGGAAACAAGCUGACUUUGGAUAUGCCAGAGAGAGGCUGGAGGAGAUGCAUGUGCUCUGUCAGCCUAAGGAAACGAGUGACUCAAGUCUGGUGUGUUCCCGUUUUCUUCAGUACUGCAGAGCAGCCCAUCUCUACCUUGAUUUAAGAAACGUCAAGAGAAAUCAUGACAGAUUUAAGGAGGACUUUUUCCAGAGUGGUGAAAUUGGAGGGCACUGUAAACUUGACAUCCGUACAUUGAUGUCUGAAGGUCAGCGCAAAAGCCCUCUGCAGUCAUGGUUUGCUGAGCUACAAAGCUAUACUCAGCUCAACUUCAGACCUAUAGAAGAUGCUAAAUGUGACAUUGUCAUUGAAAAACCAACAUAUUUCAUGAAAUUAGAUGCAGGUGUUAACAUGUAUCACCACUUCUGUGAUUUCAUCAAUCUUUAUAUUACCCAGCACGUUAAUAACUCAUUCAGUACGGACGUGUACAUCGUGAUGUGGGACACCAAGUGCCUUUUACCUCCCACCAUGAUUCUGAGGCUUCCCCAGCCAUGUGAAACUAAGUGUCUUUCACCUCCUGCCAUGGUUCUGAGGCCUCCCCAGCCAUGUGGAAUUAGUUCUUACGGAUAUGGUGACCUAUUCUCCGACACAUGGAAUGCAUUUACUGAUUAUGACAUUAUACAUUUGAAAACUUAUGAUUCCAAAAGGGUAUGUUUUAAAGAAGCUGUUUUUUCAUUACUCCCCCGCAUGAGGUAUGGGCUGUUCUAUAAUACUCCUCUGAUAUCUGGCUGUCAAAAUACUGGACUAUUCAGGGCAUUUUCCCAGCAUGUGCUACACAGACUAAACAUCACACAAGGAGGACCCAAGGAUGGAAAAAUUCGAGUCACCAUUCUCGCACGGAGCACAGAAUACCGGAAAAUCCUAAACCAAAAUGAGCUUGUAAAUGCACUGAAAACAGUAUCUACAUUUGAAGUCCAGAUUGUUGAUUACAAGUAUAGAGAACUUGGGUUUUUAGAUCAACUAAGGAUCACACACAACACGGACAUAUUUAUUGGAAUGCAUGGAGCUGGUCUGACCCAUUUGCUUUUCCUUCCAGACUGGGCUGCUGUAUUUGAACUGUACAACUGUGAAGAUGAACGCUGUUACUUAGACUUGGCCAGGCUGAGAGGCGUUCACUACAUCACUUGGCGACGGCAGAACAAAGUCUUUCCUCAGGAUAAGGGCCACCAUCCAACCCUGGGGGAGCACCCGAAGUUCACCAACUACUCUUUCGAUGUAGAAGAAUUUAUGUAUCUUGUCCUUCAGGCUGCAGACCACGUAUUGCAACACCCAAAGUGGCCAUUUAAGAAGAAACAUGAUGAGCUAUAAAUAUGUUGAGUCUGUUUGCAAAAAGAGAGUGUUUCAACACUCCAGCACCCAGACUUAGAAUUAAAUCAGUAAAGCAACCUGUUAUUUCCUAUCCCCGAAUUACCUUUUCUAUGCCAAAACAUACCUUCAGGAUAUUGUUAUGUGUUUUAUAGACGUUAAGUGUUUCAUGUGGUUUUUGUGUCGUUGCUAUUUAUCAAUAGCAGUAAUUUUGCACUGAAAACUUUUUAUAGUUCAAAAAUUGAGCAUGGACUUCCCGGUAUACUUUAACUUACUUUCUUUCUUUCUUUCUUUCUUUCUUUCUUUCUUUCUUUCUUUCUUUCUUUCUUUCUUUUUUUCUUCCUUCCUUCCUUCCUUCCUUCCUUCCUUCCUUCCUUCCUUCCUUCCUUCCUUUCUUUCUUUCUUUCUUUCUUUCUUUCUUUCUUUCUUUCUUUCUUUCUUUCUCUCUCUCUCUUUCUUUCUUUCUUUCGUUGUCUUUCUUUCUUUCUUUCUUUCUUUCUUUCUUUCUUUCUUUCUUUCUUUCUUUCUCUUUCUUUCUUUCUUCCUUCCUUCCUUUUCUUUCUUUCUUUUUUUUUUUCUUUGGAGACAGAGUCUCACUGUCACCCAGGCUGGAGUGCAGUGGCAUGAUCUCAGUUUAUGCAACUUCUGCCUCCCAGGUUCAAGCCUUUCUUUUGCCUCAGCCACCUGAGUAGCUGGGAUUACAGCCUGCACCACCACGCCUGGCUAAUUUUUUUUUUUUUUUCUUUGUUGAGACACAGUUUCACUCUGUCACCCACGCUGGAGUGCAGUAGCAUGAUCUGGGCUCACUGCAACCUCUGCCUUCUGGGUUCAAGUGAUUUUUGUGCCUCAGCCUCCCAAGUAGCUGAGAUUACAGGCGUGCACCACCACACCCAGUUAAUUUUUGUAUUUUUGAUAUAGAUGGGAUUUCACCAUAUUGGCCAGGCUGGUCUCGAACUGUGGGUUCAAGAAAUCCUCACACCUUGGCCUCCCAAAGUGCUGGGAUUACAGGUGUGAGCCACCACGCAUGGCCCUGAACUUUCUCUUUUUAGGGAUACCAAAGUUUUCAACUUUUUCAGCUUUAGAAUUUGUAAAUAUUUUUGUAGAAUAUCAUAUGACUGUAAUUCCAGAGUGUUCCAGGUUGUUUAUGAUAUAUUUGGGUAAAUUUACAAUUGUUCUUUUAUUUGCCGUAAUCUGGUUAUAACGCUGUUAGUGGUAGGAAAGGAAAACAUACAAAACAUAAUACACACACACACGCAGAGUUGUGAUUCUCAGUACCAAGCUGUAGGACCAUGUUAUAGAUCAGAGUUUAGUCACCUCCCGGUUAUAUGCAUCAAGAGCCUGAAUAUAUCAUGCCACUAUAUUAAUUUAUAUUUACAGGUUUCAUAAUUAAAUCACGUUUUCAUAAAAUGUAGCAACUACAUGUGAUAAAAGCAAAUUAGAACAUUCUGUAGGACUGUUUUGCAUACCUUCUAUCUGGUUUCCACUGAUUCCUUCUUAGCCAUGGAGAGCAUUUGUGAUUAAUUAAUUUAUAUAUGAAAUAAUGGUUUCCAUUUUAUGCGAGUAUUUGUAACUGCAUAUACCAGUACGUGUGCAUCUACCUCUAUCAGCAUGAAAGUAUUCCAGUCUUUAAUUUCAAAAACUUCAAAUUAGCCUCAUGAAGAGAAUUUUUCCCUAUGAAAAAUAAGACCAAGAAAAAACAAAAGACGUGUGACUUAUUCAAUGAAAGUGAAAAAGAAGCCAUAAGAAAGUAUCAUUGAUUAAAAAGAAUAUCUGAAAUGUAGCCCUACUCUUUUAAUGGGAUUCGCUUCCUGCUGCUUAUGAACUUUCAAUUUAGUAGUCAGAAACCAUGGAUUCAUUUGACUGCACAAUGUGAAGUUUACAUUUUAUUAACACUUGAGUAGUCUAAUUCAGAGACGAGUUACUUCUAUUUUUAAAAUAAUGGAGUAGCAAAUUACAGAAUAGCUAAAUAAUUUUUAAAAACAUUUUACAGUUGUAAAAAAUAUGCAUCAGAAAAAUGACACACAAAACAAAAUAUCUGGACCUUUAUAGAAGAUGCUUGCUGACCCCCACUUUAAAGGAUUUGAACAGUCUUCUAGAAUUGAGGAAUAUUUAUUAAAAUACCUAUAAAGAAAACAGUGAAUCACUGUAGCAAUAGCUUUGAUUCAGACCUUAAAAUCAUAUAAAAAGAAUUACAACAUGUUACGGAUUUUUUUUUAAGGUUUCCUGUUAUGUUUACUUUUUUUUAAUCUUUUUAAUUAUACUUUAAGUUUUAGGGUACGUGUGCACAAUGUGCAGGUUAGUUACAUAUGUAUCCAUGUGCCGUGUUGGUGUGCUGCACCCAUUAACUCGUCAUUUAACAUUAGGUAUAUCUCCUAAUGCUAUCCCUCCCCCCUCCCCCCCUUUUUUAAUUUUAUUAUACUUUAAGCAUGUUACGGAUUUUUAAAUGACAGGUAUUGCAACUUUUUGUUUGUGCAAAAUACUGAGUAACCACUGGGAAAAUAUUUCAGAUGAAAGGAAUGACAAAAGCAUGUUGCACUUUACAUCAGCAAGGCAUUGACAUCUGAAAGAAAAGUUUCACCGUUUGUCCUCUUACCUCAUUUUAAGAAGAGUGUGAAAAUGGGAUGCUCUAGACUAGUGAGAAUUUCAGAAAUUGAGAACAAUUUCAUAAUAAAACUGCUAUAUUUGAAGAGAGAAUACAUUUUAUAUAAACAGGAAAAUACAUUUGACACUUUAUGGAAUUAACUUUUAUGAGACUUUGUGGGAACAGAAGGUCUUCAAAUUGUAAAAUGUAAAGAUUGCUCUUUUUAUUAAGUCUUUAACAGGGAUGUAUAUCAUUGUAUGUUUUGGGUAUGGCUUUGGAAUAAAUCAUUUUAUAUUUUAUUUGAA
This is a messenger RNA of Symphalangus syndactylus (siamang), 5761 nucleotides long. RefSeq names its product EGF domain specific O-linked N-acetylglucosamine transferase (gene EOGT). Gene Ontology annotation, molecular function: protein O-acetylglucosaminyltransferase activity. Lineage: Eukaryota; Metazoa; Chordata; Mammalia; Primates; Hylobatidae. The record is from RefSeq and is a predicted model, not a curated record. Gene Ontology annotation, cellular component: endoplasmic reticulum lumen.